This is a messenger RNA of Electrophorus electricus (electric eel), 1489 nucleotides long. RefSeq names its product regulator of G protein signaling 4 (gene rgs4). Lineage: Eukaryota; Metazoa; Chordata; Actinopteri; Gymnotiformes; Gymnotidae. The record is from RefSeq and is a predicted model, not a curated record.
UCCAUUCACUGACUACUCAAACGCUUCUCUCUUUGACUUGGAUUUGUCUUAUUUAACACCAACAUGUGUAAGGGGCUUGCAGCCCUACCUGCAACAUGCUUGAAAAGUGCAAAAGACAUCAAGCAUAAGAUUGGGUUCCUGCUCCAGAAGCCAGAGCCUGUUCAGGAGCACAGGCUCCCUAAGGAAAAGGAGACGGCCACUGCAGUGAAAAGCUGUGCUCAUGUUGAUACUGAGAAAUGGAAAACAUCAUUUAACAACUUGAUUAAGAAUGAGGUUGGGCGGGUUGCAUUUACAACCUUUUUGAAGUCUGAGUUCAGUCAGGAAAAUAUUGAAUUCUGGGAGGCUUGUGAGGACUUCAAGAGAAUGCCCACAGAAAAUAUGGAAUUAAAAGCCAAACAGAUCUUUGAGCAAUACAUCGAUGUUGAGUCCCCAGAGCAGGUUAACUUGGACUCUGCAACAAGAGAAGAAACCAGAAGGAAUUUGGAAAAGUGUGAUAUCAGCUGCUUUGAUGAGGCUCAGAGUAAGAUUUUUAUACUGAUGGAGAAAGACUCAUAUAGGCGCUUUCUGAAGUCCCAGCUGUUCCUAGACCUGUCACAACCACCCAGGGAUGAAAAGCCCUGCGGCUUGCAGAGGAAGGGAACCUUUACUGAGUUUGGUCAGUGCCUCCUGUCACAUUGUGCCUAACUUACACUUCUUCAGAUGAACACUUAUGACAUGCACACCACCUCUUACACAGUAGAAUCCUUUCAUUUCUAAAAGAAACAAAAAACAUUUAAGCAAGAGCUUAACAAGUAAUACAGAAACUGCAGAUCAGAAUGUUCAGUAUACAGAUUGUUUUCUUAGAAGUCCUUUGUGGCUUUAAUUCAUUCCUCAACAAUAUGACCAAAUUAUUAAUAAAUUCCAAUGUAGCGACUGAAUAUUCAUUUUCUCUACUUUACUACAGUUGUAGGAAACUACAGGUAAUUUGAUACACCAAAGAAAAUUACAGACUGAAAUACAUAACAUUUCAGGUAUAGACAUCAAAUAAUAGUUACAACUACAUGACUGUUACAGAUAGGCUAGUAACAUAAUUGUUUUACAUAUGUUUGAGUCAGUGUGCAAGUUGUAGGACUAUCAUGUGCAGUACUGUUUGAAGAUGGUAACUAUCAACUAACCAUAUACAAAUACACACAUAUAUCCUAUGUCUUAUUAGUUAUUUUCAGUGUUGUCAGUUACCAGUGUUAGUACCAUUGUUGUUAGUUGCAAAUUUCACUAUUUAAAUAAAUUUGGUCCUUGUAAUUAUGGCUUAAACUCUGGAACAUUAAUGACAAAUGAAAGUGAUAAGAUGUAUUUUCAAUAUGUGAUGAUGUUGGUUUGUUCCAGUGCUGUGACAUUCAAGUAAUUACUAUACCCUUAGUCACUUUCAUCUUCAUAUUAGAAUAAAAGGCUAACUGAUGUUUACAUAUUUGUUCACCGAUAUUACAUUUGUUUACUGUGUUGCAUAUAUUUA